Molecule: messenger RNA, 1097 nt
Organism: Nannospalax galili (Upper Galilee mountains blind mole rat)
Lineage: Eukaryota; Metazoa; Chordata; Mammalia; Rodentia; Spalacidae
Gene: Pigh
Product: phosphatidylinositol glycan anchor biosynthesis class H
Exons: 4
Coding region: 67-633 (188 amino acids)
Biological process (GO): GPI anchor biosynthetic process
Cellular component (GO): glycosylphosphatidylinositol-N-acetylglucosaminyltransferase (GPI-GnT) complex
Source: RefSeq, a predicted model, not a curated record
GCGUGGUCCAGAGCCAGCGAGACGGGGAGCCUCCCAGGUGGGCUAGAGCGGCCGGAGGUCGGGCCCAUGGAGGAUGAGCGGAGCUUCUUGGACAUCUGCGGUGGUCCCCUGACCCUACGGCGUCGCUACUACUCGUCGUACUGCCGGGAGUUCGGCCUCAGCUCGGCCCGGCUGUCUCUGCGCUCGGUCACCGCCGUCACCUGCACGGUGUGGCUGGUGGCCUACGGGCUCUUCACCCUGUUCGAGAACAGCAUGAUCCUCUCUUCUGCAAUCUUCAUCACCAUCUUAGGCCUGCUUGGUUACCUCCAUUUUGUGAAGAUUGAUCAGGAGACUCUGUUAAUCAUUGACUCACUUGGCAUUCAGAUGACUUCAUCCUAUGCUUCAGGCAAAGAAAGCACCACCUUCAUAGAGAUGGACAAGGUCAAGGAUGUUAUCGUUAAUGAAGCGAUUUACAUGCAGAAGGUGAUUUACUACCUCUGCAUUUUAUUGAAGGAUCCAGUGAAGCCACAUGAGAUAUCCCAAGUAGUCCCUGUCUUCCAGAGCACCAAGCCCCGGUUGGACUGCUUGAUUGAAGUGUACAGAAGCUGCCAGGAAAUUCUGGCGCGCCAGAAAGCAACAUCAGCAAGCCCAUGAGUCUCAGCAUUCAAAACCCAGUAUUGUUUUCAUGGGAGAUGACUCCUAAGCCACAGUUUAUCUUCUGUACUGUAAUCCAUCAGUGGACACCGUCCUAGGAACCAGAAUGGAUGCAGUAGAUCUCAGAGCCACAGAGUAGGUGGCUGGAAUUUGACUCAGUGUUUCAUGUAUUAUAGCGUCUCCUCAUAGGGGUUGCCUACGUUACUAGCCAAAGGAGACCUGAAGAAUUUUGACAUGAUGCAGCAGAUGUAAUGUUGACAAAGAGUACUUUGUGGACUUCCUGAGCUUAUUUUGUUGAAAUUUGUGGAGCCAAGACAUUGAGAAACUGAUAAGAUUUCACAAGAAAAAUAUAAUUUGUAUCUUCAGAGACUUUUGUUUAAAAGUUAAGGAAACAUAAGUCAAGUUUUUUGUAUGGAUUGUUCUAUGUACGAGUUAGCAGGAAUAAAUAUCCUACAAAGAACUCA